AUGACUCUCGGAGGUCAACCAGACGCCAAGACACAACAAGACAUUCCCACGCACCCUGCCUUCUCUCAAGGCCCACCUCCCUCGGUGUAUCCAACGCCCGCCGCCUCUGCCUCUGCCUCUGCCUCCGCAUCUGCAUCUGUAUUUUCAUCAUAUCAGCCAUCACAGGACCAUCAGCGACAACAACCUCCGCCAAAGGACUCUCGAUCAAAGCAAGAUUCAACCAUCUGGCCUGUCGUUCAGGCCUCAGCAUGGUUUGCUUAUCGUGCUUGUCUCUGGUAUAUUCGGACAAGCUACUGGGCUGCUCGAUCAGUCGUCGCCAAACCAUACUCGGCCGUAGCAGCAUUGUUCGAGACUCCCUACAUGAUGAUGAAGGACAUUUGUCUCGCCUUCCUCCCCGUCUACUCCUUCUUUACAAUUGCCGCCGUCAUUGGUAUUCUAGUUGGAGGGUCGGCGAUGUGGAUUGCUCAGCUGCUGAUCUCAGCAAUUGGGGCUGGUCAAGAGACAACGACCACAUCAACUGCGGUCAGAUACUCACAGUCAAAUCCAGUGGCGUACCAUGCCUCUCAACAACCCACCAGGACCUUCCACCAAGGACAACAGCGACAACAGAAACCACUAUCGCGAGCAAGUCCCACUGACAGACCAAUCAGUCCUGCAACCAUCCGAAGUGACACUACCCGUGCCCGAAGCACUACCCCCUUGCCGAGUCGCUCGCCAGCCGCAACCAUGCAAACAGCACCAGAACGAAACACCCGCAGAAGGCGCGAGAUUUUGACGGACGACGACGACGAUGACGACGAUGAUGAUGACGACGACAAUGACUGGCACUCAAAUGUAUUGAUUGAUCGAUUCGACGGAAGGGCAUUGCUGGACUUUCUUCCAAAGGAUGCCGCCUCUGUGGUGGACUCGGGACUGAGACCAGAUCGGGACGAGGAUGGCAUUGGAAACGAACUUCGAUUUGAGCGAUGGCAUGACCUUGUGGACAAAAUUCGUCUUCGCAUUACCGAAGAACAAUGUCUAUUGGACAACGAGGAAGAGUGGAACGACCUGGUCGCGAGGCACCAUGCAUUGAUCGGAAAGGUCUCUGAAAAGUACGCGUCUCUCGCACGGAAAAUUCAUGGCACAGAGGCAUUGAAACGCGACAGUGCCACGGAAGGGACAGCGGCAAGACCAAGUUUUGCGUUUGAUUACGGGACGAGCGCCGUACAGCCCGACAGUGCUGUUGGACAGGCGCCAGAAAAGGAGCUCACUGCGCUGGAAGAGGAAAACAUUUUCGACCAUCUUGACGAUCUCACAUCACGCGAUCGCUAUACUCUGGAUUCUCUUGGCAAGGAGUUUUACAUCAAAGACUACUACCAAGUGCUGCGUGUCGCCAAGGAGGAGGAGGAUGAGCGUGUCAAUCAGCUCAAAGUGACAGCAGUGGUAAGCCCAUUGCAGAAACUUUCUUCGCGAUCUGGAUCAGAGUCGCCAUCUAAGGAUACGGUCGAGUUUAUUCAAGAGUUCAAGAUCGGAUCGCCAAAGCAGGAUGUUGAAUCUGGAGGAGAUUACGACUAUUAUAACGUGGAUACAUCGCCCUCGUCAUCAACACCAUUGAAGAGUGCUGCUUCACGAUCGAUUACAGUCACCCAGGCCUCUACUGCGUCACGUAACCCAUUGCAACCAUCUUCUUCUCAAGCAGGACAAGGAGGAAUUGAUACCACGAAGAUGACUCUGGCCGAGAAGCUCAAACACAGAAUGCGGCAGGGACUAGAGCAGUCAAGUAUGGACUCGGAGUCGCAGUCGCGAUCGAAGCCCAAGGAGACGGAACAGGAGUCGCAGCUCAAGCCCAACUAG
This is a messenger RNA of Linnemannia hyalina, 1833 nucleotides long. The record is from the annotation of a GenBank genome assembly. NCBI's taxonomy places the organism in Eukaryota, Fungi, Mortierellomycota, Mortierellomycetes, Mortierellales, Mortierellaceae.